AUGCCUUCGACGAGCAAAAAACAGCAAAAAGCAGCCUCCUCAAGGCUGCAAUCAAGCUCAAAUUCUGACCAAUUUUCGGCCUCUGUAUCGUCUGCUGCGUAUUCUUCACCGCGUCACAGUCAGAACCCAGAUGAUGAUAUCGACGAAGAUGAGCUCUUAUGCUCUCUUGAAGUAGUUUCCAAGCGAUUCCCGUGUUUUAUUUCUAAAUCCGCCUUCAUUGGCAAAGUCCACAGUGAUUCUGCUACCACUACUGCUGCUUCAGUAAUGGAGGGAUUAGACUCCAAAGGGUGUAAAAUUUGGUUGUCGGAGUCCGCUAUGCUUGCAGCUUCUGUUGCUCCUGGUUCAAUUGUAUCGGUCUCCCUUGCUAAUUUAACUAAAGUUUCCAAUCACUAUCCUUUAUGCUCAUUUGCUGAUGAGUUUGCAAUGAAUUUCGGGAUGGUCAUUGCUGAAAGACUGGCCGAUGAAGCAGGCUGUUACUUUGCCCUUGCAGCUGCUUUCCCUUCCAGUAAGCUUGUUAAAAAUGCCGUGCGCUUGUCUUCAAACCUAUUACUUACGAUGGGUUGUCCUGCUUCAGGCCGCACUGUGUAUGUUAAUCCUGUACAACAUCACCCACUCAUGGGUUUCAGUGAAUGCAAAAAAACACACAGCCUUAAUGAGUUUUAUCUCUCAUUGUGUAAGGGCAAGGAUAUAGGUUUAUCUCUUGUAUAUUCAAAUAGUAAAUUGACUCCCAGUAGUGUGUCCUCCAACCGCCUUUUGGCAGAAACAACACAGAUUCAGGAUGGAACCUGUGAGAUCUCAUCACCAAAGACACCAGUUUUCCCUCAAUCUAAACUUAGGUCCUUCAAUAGUGGCCAGUUAACAAGACAAGACUUCGAAGAGUCAGGAUCCAUUUUGUCCAAGCCGCAAGAGUCUUUAGAUGAUAUUCUUGAUGUGGAUAAUCUUGGUGAUGAUAAAGUGAGGAAACUUUUUGAGACCUGUUGUGUUGGUUGGUUGUUUUCUCGUAUUUUGCUCCUUGGAAAUUUUGUAGCCAUUCCAAUACUUUCAAGGAUUUGUAUUUUCCUAGUUGUAUCUGCUUCCAAUUUGUCUUUGGAAAAUAAUAUUCAUAAUCUGGCUGAGAAAACCAACUGUAACAUGAUACCCGAAAAGGUGGAAAAACAAAACUGUACAAGAGAUGCUUAUUUGGUUCAACAUGGAACAAAAGUUAAUGUUGCUUUACCUAGGAUUUCUUCAUCAGAAAUGUUAAAAGGAGCUUUGCUCUCAGCCGAUAUGCCAAAGCUGGGAGGCCUUUCUCAGGAGUUUGCUGUACUAAAAGAAAUAGUCAUUUCAUCGGCCGUUAGGUGUGAUUUAGCCAGGAUGGGUUUGCGACCUACAAAAGGUGUGCUGCUUCACGGUCCACCUGGGACUGGAAAAACUUCCCUGGUCAGGUUAUGUGUUCUUGAUGCUGGCGUGAAUCUAUUUCCUAUUAAUGGGCCUGAAAUCAUAAGUCAGUAUUAUGGCGAGAGUGAAAGAGCCAUGCAUGAGGUCUUCGAUGCGGCUAGCAAAGCAUUACCUGCUGUGAUUUUUAUUGAUGAGUUGGAUGCUAUUGCACCUGCACGUAAAGAUGGAAGCGAAGAGCUUUCUCAAAGAAUGGUGGCCACUCUGUUAAAUUUGAUGGAUGGUAUUAGCAGAACUGAUGGACUAGUUGUCAUUGCCGCGACAAAUCGACCAGACAGUAUAGAGCCUGCACUUAGGCGCCCUGGAAGGCUUGACCGGGAAAUGGAAAUAGGUGUUCCAUCGCCCAAAAAGCGUCUUGAAAUUCUGCAAGUGCUCCUUAGUGACAUGGAAAACUCUCUCUUGGAUAUGGAAGUUCAGAGUCUUGCCACAGCUACGCAUGGGUUUGUUGGUGCUGACCUUGCUGCCCUCUGCAACGAGGCAGCUAUGGUUUGUCUCAGACGAUUUGCUCACGCAGAGAUUGCUUCGGGUUCUGCAAACUUUGGGUCAUCUAGUGUUUUGCAAAACUGUAGUUUUAGUGGUGAAACGAAUAGCUGCUGUAACCGUUCAGAGAAUAAUUUGAAAGAGCUAUCAUUAUCUCUUUCAAGUUUGCAUAUUUCAUCUGAAAGUACAGAUGCUGCAGAACUUGGAGGAACUUUUGUACAAGAGGAUCCUAUUUUGAGAGUGACUUUUGAAGAUUUUGAAAAGGCUAGGUUGAAAGUUCGGCCCAGUGCCAUGAGAGAGAUAAUACUGGAGAUACCUAAGGUUCGCUGGGAAGAUGUUGGUGGCCAGAAAGAAGUCAAGACACAGCUGAUGGAAGCUGUUGAAUGGCCUCAAAAGCAUCGUGAUGCUUUCACACGCAUUGGAACUCGGCCCCCUAGUGGAGUUUUGAUGUUUGGCCCGCCAGGAUGCAGCAAGACUCUUCUGGCUCGUGCAGUAGCUUCUGAAGCUGGAUUAAAUUUUCUUGCAGUGAAAGGCCCAGAACUUUUCAGCAAAUGGGUUGGUGAAUCAGAAAAGGCUGUAAGGUCUCUAUUUGCAAAGGCAAGGGCUAACGCCCCAUCUAUCAUAUUUUUUGAUGAAAUAGAUGGUCUAGCGGUGAUCCGUGGGAAAGAGAGUGAUGGUGUUUCUGUUGCUGACCGUGUUAUGAGUCAACUUCUUGUGGAAAUGGAUGGUUUACAUGAGAGACUCAAUGUCACUGUCAUUGCUGCUACCAAUCGACCAGAUAAAAUUGACCCUGCCCUUCUCAGACCAGGACGCUUUGAUCGCCUGCUGUAUGUGGGGCCUCCAGACAUAAAAGACCGGGAGGAAAUAUUCCGCGUACACCUACGAAAAAUGCCAUGCAGUUCUGAUGUGUCAAUUGGAGAGCUUGCCAUUCUUGCAGAUGGAUAUACUGGUGCUGAUAUAUCCCGCAUCUGCCGUGAAGCAGCUAUUAUCGCUAUGGAGGAUGAUAUAAAUGCUUCAGAGAUAUCAAUGAAGCACUUAAGAGCUGGAAUAUCAAAAGUCCAGCCAUCUGAAAUUCAAUCUUACAAGGAGCUGUCAUCUAAGUUUCAGAGACUUGUCCACACGAAAGUGGAAGGCAUAUAG
Molecule: messenger RNA, 3054 nt
Organism: Oldenlandia corymbosa var. corymbosa
Lineage: Eukaryota; Viridiplantae; Streptophyta; Magnoliopsida; Gentianales; Rubiaceae
Source: the annotation of a GenBank genome assembly